ACACAGAGAAGACACAAAACCAGAGGUGAAGGGCAAACUGUCUGCAAAUAUACCCUGUUACCCAGUCAUCCCUGAAACAGAAGUUAAACUUGAGGUUACAGCACAAGUAUGCCAGAUAAAGUGUGCAAGUUUCAGGGUCAGUGUUAUCAUAAACUGAAGAAGGCAUGUUCGAAGAGAGGUGCUCUGUUCCAAGAUCCAUACUUUCCUCCCUCAGCUGAGUCAUUGUUCUACAAAAGAGCGCCCCCUCCAGGAGUAACAUGGAAAAGACCAAAGGAAUUAUGUAAGGACCCACGACUAUUUGUGGAUGGAAUCAGCACAAGAGAUCUGCAUCAGGGCAGCCUGGGCAACUGCUGGAUGGUAGCUGCCACAUCCUGUCUGGCAUCAGAACCAUCACUCUGGAAGAAGGUAAUUCCUGACCAUGCUGAACAGGAGUGGAACCCAAAACGUCCCGACCUGUACACUGGAAUUUUUCACUUUUGUUUCUGGCGACUGGGACAGUGGACAGAUGUUGUAGUGGAUGAUCGUUUACCUGUCAGUGAUGAUGGAACACUGCUUUUCUGUCGUUCUGCAACCCCACGGGAAUUUUGGAGUGCUUUGCUGGAGAAAGCCUAUGCCAAACUCAAUGGAUGCUAUGAAGCUCUAGAGGGAGGAAAUACUGCUGAAGCUCUGGUUGAUUUUACUGGUGGUGUUUCUGAAUCACUCAGUCUGGACCAAGAGAAACUGAUGCAGCAUACUGGCCAGAGGAGGCUGAUGUUCCAAACACUAGCCUAUGCCCACAGCCAUAAAGCACUUAUUACCUGCUCCAUUCGGCCAGCAGAAGGCGAGCAAGUAGAAUCAGUUCUGGAUUGUGGACUGAUAAAGGGCCAUGCAUAUGGUGUGACAGCAGUCAGGAAACUCCGCAUGUCAGAGAAUCUACAAGUUAUGUGUGGUACACCCCAUAUAUUUUUGGUGCGGAUGAGAAACCCAUGGGGCACAACUGACUGGACAGGAGCUUGGAGCAUAGGAUCUCCUCAGUGGCAGCAUCUCGGGCGCAAGGACAGAGAGAAGAUUGGGCUUAUUGUCAGAGAUGUGGGAGAGUUUUGGAUGGAGUUUGAAGACUUCUGCCGUUACUUCACAGAUAUGGUGGUGUGCAAAUUGCCGGAAAAAUCCCUUUUCUGGCACAAGACCUACUGGAGGGAGGUUCGAUGCCUGGGGGCCUGGACAUACAUACUUGGAGUUCCACCUACACCUUCUUCUGCCCAUAUGCCCAUCAAGACCCAGAAGCCUUCUACAGGACUCCAGUGGUCCAAACAAAUGCCAACUGAAAGAAGAGAUCAAAAUGAGCAGAAAUUAAGUCAAAAAUUGAAGGAGGGACAAACUCGGGGAGAAAAAAAGAGAAAAAGGGAAAAUCAAGUAGUGAAGGAAAGGUCAUUGAGAGGAGGACAUAGACCAUUAAAAGAGAAGUGUGUGGAAAAGCCGGAGGGAGUAGGGGAGAGAAGAUUGGAGAGACAAAUGGACAAAAGAAGUCGAUGUGGAGGGUGUAUCAAUCACAGAGACACGUUCCUAUACAACCCCCAGUUCAUGUUUGAAAUUGGUGGAGAUGGAGAUGAGGUGUUAAUAUGUCUGCAGCAAGAGGACAGGAGGAUGAAAAGGAAGGAAGGAAGAGGGGAGAACUUACCAAUUGGUUUUGAGGUUCUAAGGGUGGAGGUGAAUCGUGUGUGGCGGGUACAGUGUUUAUGUGAGCAGGCCGCUAGCUCAGUGUAUAUGGACUCUCGAAGUGUCACACUGCGUGUGACCCUUGGCCCUGGUCGAUAUGUUAUCAUCCCCACUACGUUCCAGCCUGGAGACACUGGACAGUUCCUACUCCGUUUUUUCUCACGCUCACAUGUGUGCCUCAGAGAGUUAAAGAAAGAACCACCUGCUCCUUCAUUGUGGCAUUGUUGUGUUCCAGAGCCAAGUGCUGUAACUACAGUCCAUCUUCUAAGAGCCUCUGGCUUCAGCAAGCCCAAACAAACAGCUCCUGGUGUGUAUGCUAUAAUCCGGUGUGAAGUGGACUCUGUCAGGACCCGAAUUUUCCAAAAAGAUGGAAGCCCCGAAAUGAACACCAAAGCCAUCUUUUACAGAAGGAAUCCCAAAUCCCAAAUCUCCAUUGAGCUAUGGAAAAAAGGUUUGCUGUUGGACUCAUUUCUGGGAGCAGCCCAACUUCAGACAAGAGGUGAUGAGCGAGGACGGAACAGAGUGAUUGACUUGCAGGGUGGCCAGUCACGAGGAUGUGUUUUUGUAGAGACCUCCUCAAGCCAGUGCCUCACUGACCUCUGACUGACAGGUGUGCUCAAGGUAAAGACAGGUAGUAAUGAUGUUGGAUUGAGCAAGAAAAAACAAUCAAUCUGCCAUCUCUAUCAUAAUUUAUUGCCACAUUACCAUGGCCAGUGGAAUUUAUUCCCAUGACGUGAUGGACAUCCCCUUGGAUGCUCUGCUCAAGGACACAACACAAUGUUUAUGUGCAGCAUCUUUCAAUAGAAUUUAUGGAGGAAUCUUCAUGUUGCCUGCCUGGAGAACACUGUACCACCCUAGAAGACCACAGACAUAAUUUCAAGCGAUUUGUUAUGCUGUAGGUUUAGUUCUUUGAUUUACUUUGAAGACAUCUUGUUACAGAGUAAUUAUGGUCAUAAUGUUUAAAAACAUGUCAUAAUACCAUGUCUGAAGGGCAAAAGAAAUAUUAACAAUGCCUUAAUUUAAAGUACUGUAUUUUACAUUUCAUUAUGUAAUUGACAGAAAAGUUA
Molecule: messenger RNA, 2762 nt
Organism: Triplophysa rosa
Lineage: Eukaryota; Metazoa; Chordata; Actinopteri; Cypriniformes; Nemacheilidae
Product: calpain-5-like
Exons: 14
Coding region: 109-2298 (729 amino acids)
Biological process (GO): proteolysis
Cellular component (GO): cytoplasm
Molecular function (GO): calcium-dependent cysteine-type endopeptidase activity
Source: RefSeq, a predicted model, not a curated record